Messenger RNA from Wyeomyia smithii (pitcher-plant mosquito), 6725 nucleotides. RefSeq lists its product as uncharacterized. Gene Ontology annotation, cellular component: cytoskeleton. Gene Ontology annotation, biological process: actin cytoskeleton organization. The coding region runs from base 526 to 5697 and encodes 1723 amino acids. Gene Ontology annotation, molecular function: protein kinase A regulatory subunit binding. The transcript is spliced from 6 exons. The record is from RefSeq and is a predicted model, not a curated record. NCBI's taxonomy places the organism in Eukaryota, Metazoa, Arthropoda, Insecta, Diptera, Culicidae.
GUCCGUUAGUUUAGUUUCGUCAGCCGAUUUGUGACGAUGUCGGCUUUCGUGCGUGACGCUUCUGCUCAGGUGUUCACAGUAAUGUUUGUGCCUCGUUUUUUUAACUUUUGAAUCAACCGGCUCGCAGCAGCAUGGAAAGCUUCAGCCGUUGAAUUUCAAUUCAGGUGCAUCUUAAGCAACAUAAAAUUUACCGGUGGCUAAAGUUGUCCGUUUAGAAGAUCUUGUAUGUUGUAAUUGAUCGAUUCAUGGUAGUGUCUGUGAUUUAAACUUAGUUCUGUACGUUUAAUGAAUGGUGUGACGUGAUCUGGAUGCUUUUUCAUGUGUGGAGAAUAUUUUAUGAAACAUGGCACGUAGAUGAGCCGCGGAAAGGUAAUAAACGAGCGAAUGUAGAAAUACCACAUACAACCGGAUGAAUUUGCGAAUCUUGCUGCGGAACGUCUAGUAGUGAGGCGGUGAAGCGUGAGUGGCCACAAAAGCAGCCGCAGCGGUAAAGGCGAGCGUUCGGUCAGGUAGUGUGAUGCGAAGAUGCCUUUUGUGCAACGUGUAGUGACCCCAAAAUAUGUUGCACGGUCCACCAAACCGUCACACUUACGUGGCACGGUUUCACUUCCAGUUCAGGAUUAUGAACUGGAAACAAUCACCAACCUAACCCUAAGCAAUGCCCUCCGGCAGCUGGCUUCCCUGGUGCUCAUCUCGAACCAGAUUUUCACCGAGCUCAACAAGGAGCUGGCUAGUGUUUGUGAGCGAUCACUCGGGAUAAAGCAGCGGAUCGACAAUCUUUCCAAACGAGUAGAGGAAUUUGACCCAAAGCAAGUCACAGUCCCUGAAAGUGACCUGGUAACGUUCGCUCAGAUCAAAACGCAUCACUGUACAAAGUACCACAUCGACACUAGCCUGUUCACCGCAGAAACCCGCUCGGAAACUCUCCAAGAGCUGUACGAUGCAGCCGCCAAGACUCCGGUUCCGGCCAUCGCCGAAAUGGACCGGCUUGCCGGAACAAACGGAACCGGUCGGCGCAGUUCGGAUGCGUUCCUAUGUACCCCAGUGUUGGGCAAAACGCGACGAAAGCUACGCGCCAAGGUUGAUAUGGAUAUCGAAACGAGACUGCCUUCCGCGGUCGAGGACUUGAGGAAGUGGACCUCGAUCGAAGCCAUCGGUGACGUAACAGUUCCUCCGGAUUGCACCGCGCGACUUGCCGGCAACAGUUCUGCCGUCUCUGGCAACGUCUCGCAAAGUGUUUCACCUUCCUAUCAGGCUGCCAGUAUCAGCGCAUCGUUCGAUGAAACCGAUGACAUCAUCGUUGUGGACAGCAGCUCCAGAGGCUUAGGUCGCGACCAGGACAUACCACUCGAUCAUAGGUUACCUUCGCCGGAGGAACAGUGUCAGAUGAUCGCGCUAAAAUUCCCUGCGGAAACCAUACGAGUGGACACCUCCGGGCGAAGAUUCGAUCGGAUGUGUGCAACCCGGAAGUCCCUGCUACACUUUGUAUCUGCAUCGGAUCAGGCGGAAGCGAAUGCUAUUCAACAGGAUGGAAGCGAUGGCGAUACACUACGGCGGAGAUCCAGACCACGGAGACCACGAGGAAAACGACGAAAUACGAUCGCUGGAACAGACCAAAAGGAAAUCGCCGAAGUGGUUAACAACGGGGAUGAAGCCACUAUCUCCUCUACUAUCUGUACUAACCUGGUGCCUCGUAGCAAAUCAAGCGACAUACUCAAGAAAGAAUCCACAUCUCCCUCAGCAGACAACACCUCCAAACACACCAUAAAAUCGUCACAUUUCAACUCCCUCAAGCAGUGGGGUCGGAACCGGCUACGAAUGAUCAACCGCGACGCAAAGGAUAAAGUUCAGGACAUUGAUGACUUCAAUAUCUCUGAUACAACCAGAAACAGCAAACGUAAAGCGUCCGACAAGGAUGUAAAACUUUCGCACGAACGAAAGCCUUCCUAUUCUUCGUCGGAACGAAGUAUUACUGUGGUUUCCAGCACGACCGGAGCCAGUGGCAGCAUGCCCGCGUCGAUCAAUCCGGUGAAAUUACGCGAAUCGUCAUCGAUUCGCCGCCAACGGCGCACCGCGCUUGGCAACAAAGACGAACCACACUCGUCUAGCGGUAAUUGGAGUGCAAGCUCCGAAUCGGGACGAACGUCGAUUGGUAGCGAAAUAACUACCACUACUCAGCCAAAAUCAAGUGCCUCUAGUACAUCGUUGAAUCACAAUCAUCACACUAUUUCCAGUGGUCCCCCAAGCUCAAUCAUCAGCCGGCGUCGAUUCCUUAAUACUUCUGCCUCUAGUAGCGUCACAAGCGAAGGUACAGCAACACCUGAUCUACAAAUGUACGAUUAUCACGACGAAGGGGGAGAAACAAGCUCCGUGUAUUCGUGCGAUACCGAAGGUUACUAUACAUCCUUUCAUGUAGAUUCUGGUUUGAAGACAUUGAAAGAAGAAGAACCGGCCACUCCGCUGCAUUCAACGACUGCACUGUCGAGUACAACUUCUUUCGAAAGCUCUGGCAAUCAAACGGUUAUAUCACCGGAAAACGAAUAUGAAUUGUUUGGGAAAGGGUCAACAUCCACCACAACUAGCUCAGCGGGAACGAUUUGUACUGUAUUGGCAGAUGGCCAACGCAAUUCCAUCAUCGGACCGGCGGUGCCAGAACGGAAAAGUUCAUUGACGAAACUCAAUCGCAGUAACAGCUCCGCCAGUAACGGAACACUGGAAAGAAGCUAUUCAAGCAGCACCGUCGGAAGCACGUUGGAAAGAACCGGCACCAUUAAAAGAAAUGGUCACUUGCUACAAAAGGAAGUUGCUGCCUUGAUUCACCAAGAGGAGGAGAACAAAAAGAAUCGAAUUGAGUCGCCAGAUAGUGGUAACAACACAAGCUCCUCUCCCAUCGAUUCGAACGCCAAUUCUAGCCCAACCCAACGCAUCAGAAGUUGUUCGGAAUUCGAAUAUUCGGAAUCAUCCGAUCUGGAGUGCGUUGACCGUAUCGAGAGAAUUCGCGAAAAGACAACCAUCAAUACCAGUCGAAUACCGUCGAUGUGCAUAAUCACGCCCACGAACAGUGACGAUGAAAAUGGCUCGCUGAAAAGACGAAAAGAAAAGGUAACCGAUGCAUCACAGAGCGAAUCGUUCGAUUCCAAAAAAGAUUCCACUAGCUUUAGGAAAAACAGUCUUCUCCCGCUGAACAGUAUGUUCGGUAAACUGAGGGGGGUGUUGAAAAAAUCACCCAGCAAGGAUAGCGCCAUAGCGGAAAACGUAAACAAUGACCUAAUUUACGACGUCACCGGAGAGUACGUGCGAAUCGCCGACGUAAAAAGUAGUAAGAAAAAUCCGCACGCUGGUGUUUACUAUUCGAACGAUGUGGUGAAACGCAAUUUAGCUACCGUUCUCUCGGGAAAUCUGAACGAGGAAACCGAGUACGUAUCGUUGAAUGAACUGCCAUGCAACAUACGCUGCGAGAGUAAAAUUCUCUCGACAGAAGGGCAAAGCACCUCUAGCGGAAGCGGAAAAACGAAUGCUGCUAGCAAAACAGAAGGGGUCGCGCAUCAAGGGGAAACGCCCGACAGCGCUACGAAGAGGGGUGCACGCGUGAAACUGGAUGCGCACGGUAAGGUCAUCUACAGUUCGGAUAGUUUGAAGAGGAGAAAAGGUGCGCACACGACCUUCGCGCCGGGUCCAUUCGUCAAAGAUGUAAAUACACCAUCCGUCGCUGGCACAUCCACAGCAAACAUUCCCACGCCAGCCACGGCGAACGAAACAGUACCAAAUUCUGUGUCCGCAAAUAUUGUCAAAAAUGUGGUUGCAUCUCCUCUGCUAAGUGGUGGCCUCACAAACAGAAAAUCGAUUGUAGUUAAACCAGUGAUAUCGCAAUCUACGCUGAAAACGAAAGCAUUUGUAAACAAUAACAGCAACAAUAGUAGCGGCAACCAUCCGGCCGCUUCGCGUAUGGCCCCCGUUGUUACCAUUUUACCGAGCAACGGUGUUACACAGGAAGCAGAAAAAUCAUUCCCAACAACGUCACACAUCAUGUCAUCCGGAGUUCUAAAAGGUGCAUACGUGAAUGUGCAGGAAACAACUAACUCGCCGCCUGCAAGACCGCCCCAUCCGAUAAACUACCCGGAACCGCUAGCAGCCCUCCAACAGCACACAGAUUAUCUACAUUCACCCCGUGAGGAGUAUUCCAACGUGUACGGUUCUCAACCACAUACUUACACGCUUCCCAGGCGUCCCUUGAUGCAAAAGUUAAUGGAACCUGCAACAGGCGGUGUUUCAAUUGCACCAAACGCUCGUUCAAAUUACGCUUAUGCAGGGCCUGGCAACACGGUCAAUAGCUCGUUCCAGCGCGGUAAUGAUAUGUACUGGACACUGCAGACAAGGCGCAGGCCGGUACCGGCAGUUCCUGCGGUCGCGCGGGAUGAUGUGAAGCUCACGCAACCGAACAACAGACCUAUAGAAGAACUAUAUUCCACUCCAAACAAGAUAAAAUCUAACAAUCUGAAAACAACACCAACAGGCUUCGCCGCUUACUUCUCACCAAUCGCCAAACAUAACGCCGCAAGUCUUGGUGAUGAACCCGACAGUAGUUUAAAGAUUUCACCAAUCGAUCCUCGCAAUUCGGCUACCUUCAAAACGUCAACGCCGUCCAAACCAAACGAGAUUUCUUUAUCUCCGACACGGGCAACACUUUCCGAGGAACUGCGGUACAAGCUACGGCUGCAGCAGGUUGGUGUGCGCUCACAUGGAAAUUCUCCGGUAAGCUCCGGUCGCUCAACACCCAAGAACGUAUUGGAAGCUCAAACACCUCGCGGACGACAUAGUUGGGCAUCUAACAGUACGGACAUCCCACAGACCUGUUCGGAUCGGCUGGGCACUCCGAAAACGAGUCUAAUGGAUUUCAAAAAAUUACUUCUCGCUCAUGGAUCUAAAUCUAGCAUAGCGCCCACAAAUAAAAUCUCUGCCGUUGAGUUGCUCAAAAAGUCCAAAUCAAACAACAUUGUACCUAAACCUGCUGUCCCAGUUGCCAAAACACCCAUCAACAACAACCUAAAUAUUUUGGAUCUUUCCGGGUCUCCCAAAACUUUUGCAACACGUCGCAUGAUUCGGCAAGGCAACUUCGGCACUAGUUCGCCAUCCAAGCUUGGAAAUACGUCCAAACUGUCUUCUCGUGGAGGAUGGCGAUGCAGCAACAUGCGAAGCGAGGUAAUGUCCACUACUAUUCCAGAAGCGAACAGCGAAGAGGAUAAUUCUAGUCCUAACAAUUCGACGUCCGUUAGCCGGUCACAAUCGCAGAGCCGCAAUAGUACUCCUUCGAACAGUGUAACCGAAGUAACUUCACCGGUUGAAUCGGUUGAGUACCGGAACGUGAUUGAGGAGAAAGUUUCCAACAUCAGAGAUAACAUAUUUCUGCAAGAGGAUGAAAACAAUUUCAUGAAAGGGGAGAUCGCUCCCAUCGUUCAGAAGCUCAGCUCACCGGCUACGACGCGAGCUCAGCUGCAGGCCCAGAGAGCACAAUUCUUGAGCAAUAACAGUCAUAUCAGGUCGGCCACUUUUAAAGAUGGUCACUACACUGGGAUGAGCGCUUUUGUUUCGAGCCCACCGAAGUUCAACGAGAUCAAUCACAACGAACCGGAAGCGAAAGACGACCAUAAUCGAGAUUCUCCUAAAUCAAGUGCUCCAUCCUUGGAAACUGCUCUCUAAACAUUUACGCGUAUUGCAUAUAUUUAUACCCAACAAGUAAUGGGUACAUGCCAAACAUAGAAACUUUACCGAAACUAUUUUGAAAAUAUUGAUCGAAAAAGAUUUCAGUAUAUCAAGGCAAUACAGAAGUCGGUGUGCAUAAAAGAGGCUUAUUUCGGACUGAUGCUUCAUACUUACAACGCGAGUCUCUGCCACUUUAGGUUAAUUAUCGAUAAUUGCUAGUGAAAAAGAAAGUAAAACAUAUUCAUCAAUUGUUGUUUUAAAAUGAGAAGCAUAUGAAAAGCAAGCAAGUUGCUAUCCUGCCUUUAUUUGUGGUAGCUUCGGUUUCUGCAACAAACUGCAUUUCAUAUAAGGAAGCUCUGUCGUAUCGUCAUAAAAAUCAAAAAAUAUCGAAGAAAAUUUUUAAUUUUUCAACAUGUACGAAAGCGCAUUUUCAAGGAAGUACUGACGAAUCUUGAUGCCUUUAUACAAAUUAGACAGUUCUUUCAUGUUGGUUGGUUAAUUAUUUAUAACUUAUUUAUUGUGCUUCUUUACACAAAGGAUAUAAAAGACAGUAAACAGUGAGUAUUUAUCACGAAGAAAUGCUAAUUUUUAUAUUUUAUACAAUACAGAUAUUGCUGCACUAUAAUAAAACAUAUGAGUAUAAAAACUGGAACAAUAUUUCUACAUACACGCGUUGCCAGAUUGUCAAACUAGAGCCAGAUUAUUAUCGUUAGCUGUGUAAAUGCAAACCAUUUUAAGUACCUAUGUCGGCUCUCUGUCCUGGUAAAGUUCAGAACCAUAUGGUCAAAUUCACCUAAAGCAUACUUAAGCAAUCAAACAACGUCCAAACAAGAAAUACACUCUCCCUGUAGUAACAUGCUAGAAACAAAUACCAAUUCUUCGCUAGUUCGGUGCAAAUCAAUCCAUUUAUAUUAUUUAUAUCCAAAUUGUUUUCUCAUCGUUUUCAACCGUAUUUGGAACCAGUUUAAGCUUAAUUUAUUCUAUAUAUUUAAUUGGAAAUAAACAAAAACGAUUUGUUGACAGUA